Saxophila tyrrhenica is the source of this 441-nucleotide messenger RNA. RefSeq lists its product as uncharacterized. The record is from RefSeq and is a predicted model, not a curated record. The transcript has 2 exons. NCBI's taxonomy places the organism in Eukaryota, Fungi, Ascomycota, Dothideomycetes, Mycosphaerellales, Extremaceae. Bases 1 to 441 code for a protein of 146 amino acids.
AUGACCGCUGUUGCUGAGUGGGACCCUACUAUGGCUCAACGGUCUAGCUUCGUCCCGCCGCCAGUCCCCACUCUCGCUGCAUCUGCAGUCCACGCCCUCGCGCGCCUCCGCACCAGCUCCUCCUCCUUACGGAGCUCACUCCGAGGCAUUGCUGGCAACCAUGUUAAGGGCCUGGAAUUCUGGAAGACGAACCCUCCUCCCACUACUGCAUUGGUGCCGACGGGACCGGUCAACGCCUUUCAUCAGCUGUACAGGCUCGCCAUCUUGGAUUAUCUCGGCCCAAAGCGUUUCGCCAACUCGCUCGUCUUACGGUGUCUUCCAAUUGUUCAGGGCACCACUGUCAUGACCGAUGUGACCGAUGUGUAUGCGGGUGAGUACCUUGACAGUUCUCGUCCUGCAUCAAGUGGGCAGGCCGCAGAACUGUACAAUCGUGGCAAGUAG